AUGGAGGCUGUCGCUCGUGGGGCUCCACCUGGCGCUCCUCUAUCACUGAAUGGGGCAGCGGCGCUGCCUGGAGCAACAGCAGUGCCUCGAGCAGUGACCACAGCAGCAGAAGCUGGGGCAGCGGCAGAAGGGGCGGCAGUAGGAGCUGGGGUAGCUACAGCUGGAGCAGGUUCGUUAGAGGACGCGGGACUAGCGGGAAGGGAAUCACAGCAGCUGGUAGAGCCUGAGAUUGAAGGAGGCUCUGGGAAAGACGAGCAGCUUUCGCCUCCACUUGCGACCUUACGCUCCCCACCAACAGCAGUACCAGUGUAUUCUGUACCCAAAGCGGGUGCAGGUUUGGCAUGGUUUGGCACAACACUGAUCGGUGGGGCAGCAGGGGUGGACGAGGAAGCAGGGGUGGAAGGGGCAGCAGGGGUGGUAGGGGCAGCAGAGGUGGAAGGGGCAGCAGGGGAGACAGGGCAGUAG
Molecule: messenger RNA, 465 nt
Organism: Closterium sp. NIES-65
Lineage: Eukaryota; Viridiplantae; Streptophyta; Zygnematophyceae; Desmidiales; Closteriaceae
Source: the annotation of a GenBank genome assembly